This is a messenger RNA of Bubalus bubalis (water buffalo), 2502 nucleotides long. Its product is annotated as melanoma-associated antigen B2. The transcript is spliced from 3 exons. Lineage: Eukaryota; Metazoa; Chordata; Mammalia; Artiodactyla; Bovidae. The record is from RefSeq and is a predicted model, not a curated record. The coding region runs from base 741 to 2156 and encodes 471 amino acids. Gene Ontology annotation, cellular component: nucleus. Gene Ontology annotation, biological process: negative regulation of transcription by RNA polymerase II.
UUACAGAGAAAGAACUGCAUGUGUCCAAGAAGGAACACAUGACCUCAGGAUGACCCCGGAGCCAAGCUCUUCAGUCUGCAAAACUCAGAGAAGAGAAAUAUUGCCCUGGGCCAUUUACAAAGUGAGACCUCCUUCAGUGAGGAAAACCUGGCUUCCUGUAACCUGAGUAGCUGAAAUGGAGUAAUUGAAGACUAGCCAAUUAGCUUCCAAGUUAGAAAUUCCCCUGAUCCCUUAGAUUGCACCCAGGCUCCUGGAUUGAAGAGAGAUUUGAUACCUUGCCCCCUUCAUUGGUUGGCCUUGCAGUGAAGCUCUUUUCUCUAAAGCUCUUGCCAUAAGCGUUGACUUCUCUGAGCAUCGGGCAGUGAGCCCAUGUUCCUUGAGUUUGGGCAGCCUUGUUGAGAUUUAGGACUUGUGACCAUCUGCUUGAUGCACUGUAGCCCCUGGUGGGCCCUCAACACCAACCCUGAGUGGCCACCUAUACUGAGUUUGUCUAGAGAGUUGGCUCUUGGGUUCCUGUUUCCUAGCCAUGGCACUCUGGGCUCCUCUGGCUUCUGGGGCUCCUUUCACUUUUAAGGAAGGAAACAGCUCCUGGAUCAGACAUCUUUGGGAGAGGAACAAAGUGCUCUGAGCCACAGAUAGAGAAGCCCUGAAGGCUUUCCUACAGCUCCCACGAAUGCAAUGGCUUUCCAGGGAGACCUCAAGCUCCUGAUAAGAGUGCUGGUUGACGUCAACUUCUAUCCAUGAAGGCUGGGAAGAGGCAGCAAGCAUUGGUUAAAGACAGUUGGUCCAGGCUCUGUUUGCUGGCCAAAAGGUGCCCCAAUCUCCUGUCUGUUGGCCCAGACUCCCGCCUGCGGUCCCUGACCACAGCCAUCAUGCCCCGUGGGCAGAAGAGUAAGCACCGUGCUCGUGAGAAACGUCGCCAGGCCCGAGCUGAGACCCAGGGUCUUCAUGAUCAGGCGUCCACAUCUAGGGGAGAAGAGACCACCUCCUCCUCCCCUCCUGAUUCAGAGAGCGCUCCGUCAAGCUCGUCUGCUGCUGGCACCUCCAAGGGGCCUCCGGGAGCCCAAGGCACCACCAGUGCUGCUGCAGGUGCUAUACGCAAAAGAUCUGGUGGUGGUGGCGCAGCACGCUCGAGAUCUGCAGCGCAUGGCGCAGCACGCUAUAGAUCUGGUGUAGGUGCCAAGGGCCAAGUUCAUAAAGGUGAAAAUUCCUCCCAAGCCUCAGCUGCUGCUGCGAGCUCUUACACAGAUAUUCUGACCAGGAAGGCACAGAUAUUGGUGGAGUACCUGCUGUUUAAGUAUAAGAUGAGCGAGCUCAUUGAGAGGUCUGAAAUGCUGCAGGAAAUCAAUAGAAGGUACAGGAAACAAUUCCCUGAGAUCCUUAGGAGGGCCUCUGAGCGUAUGGAGAUGGUGUUUGGCCUGGUGCUGAAGGAAGUCAGGCCCAACAGUCACUGCUAUACCCUGGUGAGCAACCUAGAUCUCAGCGACAGUGAGUCUAUGAGAGGUGACGGGGGGCUGCCGAAGAAUGGUCUUCUGAUGCCUCUGCUGGGUGUCAUCUACCUGAAUGGCAACCACGCCCCUGAGGAGAAGAUCUGGAAGUUCCUGAAUAUGCUGGGCAUCUAUGAUGGAAGAAGUCACCUCAUCUUUGGAGAGCCCAGGAAGCUAAUCACAGAAGAUCUGGUGCGGGAAAAGUACCUGGAGUACCGGCAGGUGCCCGGCAGCGAUCCCCCUCGCUAUGAGUUCCUGUGCGGUCCUAAAGCGCUCACAGAAACUAGCAAGACAAAAGUCCUGCAGUUUUUGGCCAAGGUCAAGGAUUCGGUCCGUCCUGCCUUGCAGCCGCAAUAUGAAGAGGCUUGGAGAGAGGAAGUAGAGAGCACCGGAGCCAGAGGUGCAGCCAGGGCUGGCACUUCUGCCUCAACCAGGCCUGGCACUGCUGCCUCAGCCGCUGCUGGCAGUUCUGCCUCAACCAGGCCUGGCACUGCUGCCUCAGCCGCUGCUGGCAGUUCUGCCUCAACCAGGCCUGGCACUGCUGCUUCAGCCGCUGCUGGCCGUUCUGUUUCGGCCAGGCCUGGCACUGCUGCCUCAGCCAGCGCUGGCCCUUCUGCUUUGGCCACUGCGCACCCCAGGGCCGAGUCCAGCCGCUCAUCUCGCCCCUAGUGUGAUCUGAAGCCCGUUGUUCACUUUGUGGCUAGAGAAGCCGGUCAACCUGUGUUCCUGAUAUGCAUCAAUAACUUGUUGUCUUUAUUUCCCCCAAUUUUCAGUUGUUAAAACUUUUCAACAGAAAGGUCAUUUAGAGUCAUGAUAUAAGUAUAUGAAUAACAUGGGUCACACACACUUUGCUGUUUGUCAAAUUUAGGAGUCAGAAUUUUGUUUUCUCCAAUAAAUAUUGGAAAUCCUCACAUCACUUUUGUGAUCCAGGAUGAGAAUAACAUCACUUUAGGAUGAGAGUGUCCUUAGAAAUGUGAAAGACACCACACUAAUAGAGGCUCAGAACAUUGAUACA